Messenger RNA from Corticium candelabrum, 456 nucleotides. RefSeq lists its product as uncharacterized. Bases 1 to 456 code for a protein of 151 amino acids. NCBI's taxonomy places the organism in Eukaryota, Metazoa, Porifera, Homoscleromorpha, Homosclerophorida, Plakinidae. The record is from RefSeq and is a predicted model, not a curated record. Gene Ontology annotation, molecular function: nucleic acid binding. Gene Ontology annotation, biological process: DNA integration. The transcript has a single exon.
AUGACAUCAGUUCAUAUCAUCAAUCAAUUAAAAGCUAUAUUCUCUAGACAUGGAGUUCCAGAAUGUGUGGUUUCGGAUAAUGGGACACAGUAUACAUCUGAAGAAUUUAAUAUAUUUGCAAACGAGUAUGGAUUUAAUCACGUUACGUCAAGUCCAAAGUAUCCAAAAGCCAAUGGAGAAGCCGAAAGAGCGGUGAAAACAGUGAAGACGUUAUUACAGAAAGCCAAGGAUCCAUAUCUUGCAUUACUGUCAUAUAGAACAACACCGUUAAGCAAUGGAUUUAGUCCUUCUCAAUUGUUGAUGUCAAGAAGGCUAAGGUCAAAUUUACCUAUGUCAGUGGAGCAAAGAAAACCUGAAGUUCCCAACAUGCAACUUUUGAGGAAGAGAGAAGUAGAUCAGAAGAGAAAGAAGAAAGUCACCUAUGACAAACGUCAUAAAGUGCAACAUCUCUAUUAG